Messenger RNA from Nannospalax galili (Upper Galilee mountains blind mole rat), 2461 nucleotides. RefSeq names its product diphthamide biosynthesis 5 (gene Dph5). The coding region runs from base 211 to 1056 and encodes 281 amino acids. NCBI's taxonomy places the organism in Eukaryota, Metazoa, Chordata, Mammalia, Rodentia, Spalacidae. Gene Ontology annotation, molecular function: diphthine synthase activity. Gene Ontology annotation, biological process: protein histidyl modification to diphthamide. The record is from RefSeq and is a predicted model, not a curated record. The transcript has 8 exons.
GCCAGCGCUUUACGGCACCAUAGGAGAAGCGGCAGCGUGGGUCCCAACCGGGCUCAUCGCCUUGGAGCUGCAAUUGUUGAAAGGCGGAAGAUUUUGGGGGGGCGUCGGGGACGCACCUGCCAUUAGCUCAGCGGGUAAUUGGACCAAACUGAUGAGAUUGUUUAAAACAUUCUAGUCUUUACUAAGAUCUCCUUUUCCCUGGAGUUCGAAAUGCUUUACCUGAUCGGCUUGGGCCUGGGCGAUGCCAAGGACAUCACAGUCAAGGGGCUGGAAGUGGUGAGACGCUGCAGUCGGGUGUAUCUGGAAGCCUACACCUCAGUCCUGACUGUAGGGAAGGAAGCCCUGGAAGAGUUUUAUGAAAGAAAACUGAUUCUUGCUGAUAGAGAAGAAGUGGAACAGGAAGCAGAUAAUAUUUUAAAAGAUGCUGAUGUUAGUGAUGUUGCAUUCCUUGUGGUUGGUGAUCCAUUUGGGGCUACAACACACAGUGAUCUUAUUCUGAGAGCAACAAAGUUAGGAAUUCCAUACCGUGUUAUUCACAAUGCCUCCAUAAUGAAUGCCGUGGGCUGCUGUGGCUUGCAGUUGUAUAAUUUUGGAGAGACAGUUUCUAUUGUGUUUUGGACGGACACUUGGAGACCGGAAAGCUUCUUUAACAAAGUGAAGAAGAACAGGCAGAACGGUGCACACACACUGUGCUUACUCGACAUCAAAGUGAAGGAACAGUCUUUGGAAAACCUAAUCAAGGGAAGGAAGAUCUAUGAACCCCCUCGCUACAUGAGUGUAAACCAGGCAGCCCAGCAGCUUCUGGAAAUUGUUCAGAAUCAGAGAAUACGUGGAGAAGAACCAGCAAUCACUGAGGAGACGCUCUGUGUUGGCUUAGCCAGAGUUGGAGCUGAAGACCAGAAAAUUGUGGCUGGCACUUUACAACAGAUGUGUACAGUGGACUUGGGAGAACCGUUGCAUUCCUUGAUCAUUACAGGGGGCAGACUGCAUCCACUGGAGAUGGAAAUGCUAAGUCUGUUUUCUGUGCCAGAAUCCCGAAGUGUUAAUGGACCCUGAGCAUGGACAUUUUCUAUUGUUUCACAUUAUUUUCAGUUAGGUAGGGGUGUGCAUAUAUUUGUAUGACAUACUUGUUUAUCUAGUAUAAAUAUAAGUGACCAAAAAGAAGUAAGUUGACUCAACAGUGCUUGGUUUCCUGCAGGAAUGUUUUCCCCAUUAUGACAUCAAUUGCUAUUGGCCACUUGUCAGGGUUUACAGACACCGGGCAGACCAAACUGGAAAACUGUGGCUAGGCAUUCACACAGAAUCACUGAAGAGCGGUUUUUAUUUAUAAAACCAGUUAACACAAGGUGGCUGGUACCAAGUAUAACUUGAAGAAACUGGAAUGUGGAUCAUUUGAUCCUACGUUUAAAGGAUAAAAAAUAAAGGAGUGGCGAGAAAGCAAACACAAGGCUGUGAGCUCCUCGCUCGUUUUUAUGAUCUUUAUAAAAAGCCAGCUGUUUAUAAAAAGGGGCUGAGGAGGUGGCUUAAUUGGUAAAGUGCCUAUCAUGCAAACAUGAAGACUUGAGUUCAGAUCCCCAGUACCCAUGUGAAAAGCUGGGGUUGGUGAUGCGUGACUCUACCCCUUAGCACUGACUGGGGGUAAAAAAGAAACAGAUCCCUGGAGCUCACUGGUCAGCCAGUCUAGCCAAUCACUGAGCACUAGGUUCAGUGAGCUACCGUGUCUCAAGAAGUAAGGUGGAAAGUAAUUGAUAAAGGACACCAGAUGUUAACUUCUGGCCUGUACACAUGCAGGUAUACCUACGUGCACGCACACACACACUGAGCUGAGCACAUGCCUCAGAAUGACACUCUUCUGAAUUGAGCCGUUGUGGUUAGCAGACAUCCUAAUUAUGUGAUUCAGAUUCUGCUUUAUUUUAGAGAUUAUAUGAUUAUUUAAUUACAGAUGUUCAGCCAGCCCUGUGCAGUUGCCGUUCGGUUUUAAAAAGCAUCUUUCACAUCCAAACAGAUAAAUGAAAAACUUGCUUACUACAGAAUCAGGGUUUUAAAAAAUUAGGUUUGAAGGCUACAGUACAUGGUCAAGAUUCGUAAUGUCACUAAUUCAGUGGAUGGGCAUCAUGUACAGGCAAUCACCUUACCAAUUUUAAAUGAUUCAUCAGUUCAGAAUAGAAGUAGCUGUUAUACACUAUUUCAUUAGUUCAAAUCUGAGUAUUUCCAUGGUCUAAUCAAUUUGACCUUUUUGUUCAGUAAAGUCAUUGAAAAGUGGAUGAGAAGAAUCCUACCUCCUGGCAUUAUCAGUGAGCUAGAAAUCAUUUUGACAUUUCAUUUGGGAUAAAAGAUUUUAAUAUGUAUGAAACGUCCUUUUUCGAUCUGUGUGCACAUAAAUACUUUGUCAGUUCUGUACUAUUCUGAGGUGUUAAACAUUCAAGAAUAGCACAAUAAAGGACUCGGAGGUUUGGCAGUA